AAACACACCAGUAGAUCAUUGAACACGAUUCACAACGAACAGUUUUCUGCGCAUACAUAACAAAUUCAGUUUCACCACAUGCAUUAAAUUCGGAAUUGUCGUAAAAAAACUACUCAUUUUCGGGCAGACAUUAGUCGAACCACCUUAUUUAGACUCAGACUUUGGCCAGGCUUGAUGCAGAUCGAGAUGUGUAUAUUUAGUCUCGUUUCGCGGAUCCUUUUCUUCGUGUACGGCACCUUGGGGCCAGCAUGGCACACCUACAAGACGCUCAACAGCGGGGACGACGAGUUCCUGGGCUGGGUCAAGUACUGGAUAGUCUACGCCUUCCUGGUCACCUUUGAGGUGCUGGCGGACGCCUUCCUCUCGUGGAUGCCGCUCUACAUGCCCACCAAGUUCCUGCUGGUUCUGUGGAUCGUCCUGUCCGCCCCGGGGGCCAAUGUCUGGAUCUUCGACGCCAUCCUCCGCCCCGUGUUGGCCAAGCGGCAGGAGCAGAUCGAUCACUUCCUGCACCGUGGCAAGGACAAGCUCCUGAGUGACGUCUUCGCCGGGAUGUCGCAGAUGGUGGUGCGCAGCCGCACAGUUGCGAUGCCGUUCGUGUCCCAUCUGUUGACUAGGUCGACCACCUCGCUCCCGCCCCCAAAGGAUUCUGGCGUUGCAGCGGACCUACCAGGAGGGGUGGCAGCUCGGGUUUCGGAAGACUCGGAUUCGGCUUCCGCUUCGAUUGGCAAUUUCGCUCAAACCCGGUCCAGCUACUCCAGUCCCGCCGGCAGCUCGAUAAUCCUCAACGAUGACGAAGAGAUUCAUGUGGAGGCUUCGAAGGCCACCACCCAUUUGCACGCACACCCAUCCCUGAGCGAGCUGGCCAGGAAGAACAACAUAAUGAGCCUAGAGCCCUCCGACAUUCUUAGUCGCCGGAUUCAACGCAAGCCCAAAAUGACCAAGACGUCCGCCGAUGAGUCUGCCACGAUCUCAAAAACCAAGCAGCCCGCUCAGAAGGAGGAGCUCCAUGACGAUGUUGAGGAUCUGCUGGCCAAGUCACAGAUCGAGACUGCCGGCCAGGAUGUCCGUCAACAGCGUCAGUCCGUCAACCGCCGUCGGUUGACCCUCGCUAAUUCGUAGUGCGCACUUCUGGCGUACGAACAGAUAGUAAAUGUUAUCAAGAUUUGUUAAAAAAAUGAGGGUUUAAUUACUAAGUUGCUAGCAAAUAUAAAUUUAAAUUGUA
This is a messenger RNA of Drosophila ficusphila, 1222 nucleotides long. RefSeq names its product receptor expression-enhancing protein 2. Lineage: Eukaryota; Metazoa; Arthropoda; Insecta; Diptera; Drosophilidae. Bases 175 to 1119 code for a protein of 314 amino acids. Gene Ontology annotation, cellular component: cytoplasmic microtubule; endoplasmic reticulum membrane; endoplasmic reticulum tubular network. The record is from RefSeq and is a predicted model, not a curated record. Gene Ontology annotation, biological process: endoplasmic reticulum tubular network organization. The transcript has a single exon. Gene Ontology annotation, molecular function: microtubule binding.